Schistocerca serialis cubense is the source of this 603-nucleotide messenger RNA. RefSeq names its product gustatory receptor for sugar taste 43a-like. The transcript has a single exon. Gene Ontology annotation, biological process: sensory perception of taste. Gene Ontology annotation, cellular component: membrane. Lineage: Eukaryota; Metazoa; Arthropoda; Insecta; Orthoptera; Acrididae. The record is from RefSeq and is a predicted model, not a curated record. The coding region runs from base 1 to 603 and encodes 200 amino acids.
AUGGUGCUGGAAGUAUGGACCAGGCUCAGUACACUCAACACCACUCUCCUGGAGGAACUUCCAGUGAUCCUCUUGUCGCCACCAGUGGGGCACUCUUGGUUACCUCCAGGGCAUGCAAGACUACGCCAGCUGCUGGUCGCCCAUAUGACUCUACGCCGCGCUGCUGAGUGUCUCCAGAACCACUUUGGGCUGCCAGUGGCUGCCUUCUUAACAUAUACGAUGUGUGCCGCCAUGUCCACUGCAUACCAAAUACUCCUAGAGAUGCUGGAAAGAUCGUGGCAUUCCCAACUGCGCAUCUGCACCUUAACUAGUUCGAUCGUGUACUUCGCCUAUACCUGGAUCAAGCUAUCCACAAUGGCGCUGGCGUGUUCGGCGAUGAAGGACACUGACGCAGCCACCGGCGUGAUCCUCCUUAAGGCGUCAGUGUCGCGUGGAAGGCGUUGCCCGGAUUUGGGAGACUUCCUGCGGUGGACCACAUACGGACCACCGCUCUGCUUCAGCGCCGCUGGAUUCUGUACUAUCGAUCGUUCCCUGCUGCUCAGUGCACUGGCUAUUAUUAUCACUUACCUUGUCAUCCUGGGCCAGCUUACCCCAGCUGAAUGA